Molecule: messenger RNA, 947 nt
Organism: Dendronephthya gigantea
Lineage: Eukaryota; Metazoa; Cnidaria; Anthozoa; Malacalcyonacea; Nephtheidae
Product: E3 ubiquitin-protein ligase RNF185-like
Exons: 6
Coding region: 102-674 (190 amino acids)
Biological process (GO): ubiquitin-dependent protein catabolic process
Cellular component (GO): endoplasmic reticulum
Molecular function (GO): metal ion binding; ubiquitin-like protein conjugating enzyme binding; ubiquitin protein ligase activity
Source: RefSeq, a predicted model, not a curated record
AUGAAACAGUUACUUUUUUUACUUCUUUCGGAAAACAUAAGUUUCCAAAGAAAUGAAUAUUCUCAAACCAAAGUGGAAGCCCAAGAAUGAUGUAAACAAAAAUGGCGAGCAAUACAACAGAGGAAAAUGUUGGCGAAAACGAGAAUAAAAAAGAUCCAACAGCGCCCUCAGAUCAAGACAAAAGCAAAGAACCCAACAAUACAAACUUUGAAUGUAACAUAUGUCUUGAUACGGCGAAAGAAGCUGUAAUUAGUAUGUGCGGCCAUUUGUUUUGUUGGCCAUGUCUCUCAAGGUGGUUAGAGACAAGACCAAACAGAUCUGCAUGCCCUGUGUGCAAAGCGGGUAUCAGUCGGGACAAAGUGAUCCCUCUGUAUGGCCGGGGGAGCGGUGAUCAAACAGACCCGAGAGAUAAAACACCGCCAAGACCUCAAGGACAAAGAACUGAACCAGAAAAUAAUGGAAUAUUUCCUGGGUUGGAUAUGGGUGGUGGUUGGCAUGUAUCAUUUGGUAUAGGAGCUUUUCCCUUCACAUUCUUAACGGCAGGAGCUGGUAAUGUCGGUGGUUUUGGACAGGCUCCGGCUCCCGGAUCACCUCAGGAAGCGCAGGAACAAUUUCUUUCAAAAAUAUUCCUUUGGGUGGCACUCGCUUUUCUCUUUUGGCUUUUCAUUGCCUGAAUGAUCCAAGAAUGUAAAAAACCAUAGGAAUGUCAUACGAAAUUAUAUGCAGCCACGUACGCAUGCGUAAAAGUCUCGCGCUUACGUUCUUCUACACAUGCCUAUGAGCCAUAUAGUUUAAUAUCGUCUGAAUAUGAACCAGACCAAUCGUCAACAUAUGUUCACUAUAUGUAUUGUUUCGUAAGUUUAAGUUGAGAGUUUUAUUCGCGCUGAUGAUGGUAUUGUUAUAGAUUGCGGUUGUAAAAUAUGGAGGAACAGAAAAAUGGAACUGUA